This is a messenger RNA of Panicum virgatum (switchgrass), 837 nucleotides long. RefSeq lists its product as uncharacterized. Gene Ontology annotation, biological process: negative regulation of cell population proliferation. The transcript has a single exon. The record is from RefSeq and is a predicted model, not a curated record. The coding region runs from base 247 to 504 and encodes 85 amino acids. NCBI's taxonomy places the organism in Eukaryota, Viridiplantae, Streptophyta, Magnoliopsida, Poales, Poaceae.
GAACUCCCCUUCAGUUCAUCAGCCCAACCUCCCUAAUCUCCCGUUUACAUUACGAGUAAGCAUGCAUGUUCGGGGGCUUAUAAAUAGCAUCACCUUCCCCUACCACUCGCUUCAUCAGCUCGUAUCUCUCAUCUCUCCAUCCACCACCAACAACCACACCGAAUUAACCACACACUGCAGCUUGCAACAGCUACCAAUUCUAGAUCAGGGACAGCUUUGCUCCGCUAACCAGAUCAUCAGGAAGCAAUGGAGAUGUACAUGGACGGCAAGCAGUGGGCGAAGCUGUCUUCGAGCUCGAAGAAAGGGAGCCGGAGGUCGGCGGCGGCGGUGGCGCCGGCAGCCGACGAGGGGAGCCCGAGGGGCGUCAGAGCCCGGGCGGCGUCGAGGGGCCCGGCGGCCAGGUCGUCGGCGUCACGGCGGCUGGCCAGCAUGGUGAGGGAGCAGCGGGCGCGGUUCUACAUCAUGCGCCGCUGCGUCACCAUGCUCGUGUGCUGGAAGGACUAGCUGCUGCUGCUGCUGCUUCUGGGCUUCUGGCUGACACCGCCUGAAGGUUGUGGGCUUGUAGGCCCGGGCCCGGCCCAUCAGGAGCUCUACAGAAGCCACGGGCCCUGCUGGGCCCAGCCCAACCUGAGGGAGAGAGAUGUGCCGAUGUUUGCUGUGGCCAUCCUGUGGUUCCUGGUAGUGUUUCUAGUGUGCCAACAAAUUAUAGCUUGGAUGUAAUUGCUGCCUGAAGCGCAGCUAGCAUUGUUGUAAAAACGCUAAGCCAUUGUUACUGCUACUCCCCUUUUCUCUGUUACUGAAUUGUGUGGAAUACAUAUCUUGAUCACUUUUCAUUUU